UUAAAUCGAUCGUCGGUAAUAAUGGAAUCUGUAAGAAUAAUUAUUUAUAUUGGCUGCACUGCUUGACAUGACGUCAUGAUUGGUCCCGAAAUUGAAAUCAAUAAAUGGUGUGCAAUGUUGUGUGCACAUGACAGUCGGAGGUGAUUAUGUCAAAACAGCACGAAUCCGUAUUAUUUUUAAUUGUGGGUAAAUGAAAUAAAUGCUUUUCACCAAAAUGACUGGUAGUACGAAGAGAAAAUUGGCAAUAUUCAUAGGAACGUCUAAAUGUCUAAUUUAUGCAGAAGCCAAAUUCUGUGCCUCUGAACUGCCUGAACAAAGAAAAUAUUAUGAGUGUUCUAGAAGUGAAUAUUGUUGCGCAUUCGGCUGCUGUGUGUCUCCUGGACUUCAUUUUCAUCAUUUAUGGUAUUAUUGGAUCUUAGUUAUAAUUAUGUUUUUGGUGUGUUCCGGAGGUGGUUGGUGGUAUCGAUAUAGGUUACAGGGAAGAUAUAGAGCCGCUGCAUCGGCCAUUCCAAGCAGAUCUUCCAAUUCGAGAACACAAAGUACGCUUCGAAGUCAAACUUGUCAACCACAACAAGCUCGUAUUUCUUACAAUUCAGCAAGAAACACUGUCCUAUUACAUCGUAUGUGGAAAGGUCCUCAAAGGAAUGGAACAUCUCCUAAUUUCAAUGGGAACGCUACGACAUCAACACAUUAUCAAAAUAUGAAUGUAGUGCUAAAUGAUGCAAAUUGUCCCUACUAUCAAUUGUACGGUCCACCGCCGAGUUACGAAACAGUGAUUGCUCAAACUCGGGGGAAGACGUCAUCGCCGCCCACGUCACCGGAAGUAGGAGCUACCAGGUUGAACUUGGAAGCAGGAAGCAACGUGAUAACGAAUCCGAGCGUACCUUCAUAUUUCGCUUAUCCGUGCAGCCCGGCGAGAUUGAAUCCCGUCCUAAUGAAUUCGGAUUCGAGUAGUCAACAGUCUAUGCAGCAGUGUUUAAAUGGUCCUGUGAAUUCUCAACCUAAUAGCGCUGAGGAUUGUACACAGGAGAACGCAGCGUGCGUUCGUUUUCCGUCAUAUUGUCCGGAGGAGAACGCUGUCGGUAGUCCUGUUGCCGUUGUAAGACAGAAUUUCUGUGUUUCUCCUUUGCGACAGGAGCCGAGUUCGGAAAUGCUCUCGCCGAUUGACACUUUUGAAUUUCCGCCGAUUGUUCAUAGUACUUCGAGAAGAGGCAAUAUGCUUAAAACUGAAGUCGAUUCGAGUAACUCAAGAGAACGGAAGGUUUUAAGAGAUGUUUGUGAGGACAUGGAGUAUACAGUUUCGCAGGUGCAUGGACACAUGAAGCUUGAGAAGUGUCCAUCGAACGAAAGAUACGGAAAGUACCGUCAGCAAGUAUGGAAGGAGAAUAUGAAAGAUGACGACUUAGAUGAAUUUUUCUCGGCCGUUCAUUCAAGUAUAACGGAGAAACCGGAUGAGAUCGAAGCUGGUCGAAAUAACUCUGGUGGAUUAUUUAAAUUCGUCGGUAAAUAUGCCACCGGUUCGAAACACGAUGUGGAUGAGCAGGCUGAAGAAGAAAGAGGAGAGGAGGACGACGAGGAAGAGGAAGCCAGAGACUCUUUAGGUUCUCACGAAAGGACCUUCGUGCGAACGACUUUUGCUUUGUCUGAGAAAACAAAAAGGAAACAAAAUUUUGUAAAACGCGUUCUCACGGACGUCGCUACAAGUCCUCAAUCAAAUCCAUCCAAUAAUGUGAUAGCGGGGUCUUUCGUUUCCGCCGCGAGACAUUUCGACGCGACGAGAACGAACGCCGACUCUGAUUUUGAAAGUAAACGUAGAUUAGACAGAUCGAAGUCGUUAGAUUAAAUACUGCGUCCCUUUUUAUUCGUGCUCUGAUUAAUGAUUCCUUGUCAAUCGAUCGCUUAUUCAUGUAUAUGUUGUUCGUCGUGUCUGAUCAAUCCGUCCUCCAGUUAGAAAAAAAGGAGGCACAUGUUGAAGCCAUUCAUAGGAGUCACUUACGUCUCACGUGCCGAUAAAAUAGAUAUGAUCUUCGAAUAUGAUUUUCAAUUAUUUAAAUUAAGUAUAUAUGUUCUAUAUAUCUACUGGGAUAAUGCGGAAACGUUUCGCAUUUCUCUUCAUUUUCCUAAAAAUUCAUGUAACUUCGUAACAACUCAUGUAAUAUAGUCUUAAUUGAUGAUUUUUCUUGUUGCUAAUAUUUUUAGAUUUUAUUAUCGAUAGAUUUCUCAUUUAGUUUUUUAUUUUACAGUUUUAUUCAGUUUAUCGUUAAAUAUUUAACUCUAGAUUAUGAUACUUUACUGUAAUUUAAACUUUCGUAAAAUUUGCUACUCACAAAAACCUUGUGUCACUUGAAAACAUAAUAUUUUUAUUAAUUUUUUGGAACAAAUUUUUGGAAUACUUUCAUUUUGAAGCAUAUGCAUAAAUAUAUUUAUAUUCUUGUUAUCCUAUAUUACUGGCUGUGUGACGUAUACGGUGUGUUUCGAAAGGUUACUGGCAAAUUUAAGUAGCAUAUGGAGAAAUAGAGCAACUUUCAAAUAAAAAUUUAUUCAAAGCAAUUAUGGGUUAGUAAAAGACUAAUUGUUAAGAAUGUAAGCUUUUAUAUUUCAAAUAUUAUGAAGCGGCACUUCUUUGGUUAUUGAUAGAGUAGAUAAAGCUCUUUAUAUAGAGUAUGUAUUAUUUAGUAAACUAAUAAGUUGUUUUUUUAUUUGUUAACGCGUGUUUAUUAAUCGUGAGUGUAAAGGCUCGUGGGCUAUUCUUGUUAUUAAGUUAAAGAUAAUUGCUUUCUCCUAUUGAUGUAUACAGUAUGGUACUAUAUAUUUAUAAAAAAAUUUUGAGAUAUGCAUUUUAUCUACGGAACAGUCGCUAAAGAUACAUAUGAAAUUGAACGCCUGUACCGAGAACAAUUUCUGAACAAACAUCAUCUAAUACAUUUUUAGCAGUUUACUAGUAUCUCGAGGGAGUGCGUUAAUUGCGUACAUUGCAUCAUAUAUUUAGGUCUUCCAUGACAAAUUCGGAUAGCCGCUAUCCAAGAGGAGAUAUAUAAAAAAUAAUUAUUUAUGCGAAAGAAUAAUCAUCUAAAUAUAGUUCUUGCUUAAAAAAGCUUCUACUGACUGAGAUUAAUUUGGAAAAACGUGGUUUAAUAGUCGAAAGUUGUUCUAGUUUGACCCUUUUGCUAAAAUUUGUCGGUAACCUUUUAAAACACUUUAUAGCUCUAAAAAAUCUUCUAUUUGGCCAGACCAGUUCCCAUGUUUCUCAACAGAAGUUCAAUGUCCAACUUGUUUUUCAUUGCUUGUCUAUUUGUCUCUGUCCUUUCCCUCUUUCCCUAUUAUCUUUUUCUCUUUAUAAUCGAGAGUAUACAUCUUUUCUUACUAUUCCUAAAUUUCGGCAUUAAAAAUUAUAAGCUUAAAUUAUCUGACUUUAAGAUGUAAAUUUAUUCUUACAUAUGUAUUUUACUUUGUGCUUGGAGGGUAAUCCAGUGCAUAAGUAUUUAUGUAUGUAUACAUAUUGUGUAUAGACAUACAUGUAUAAGUACAUACAUAUAUACAUACAUACUAAACGUCUAAUACAUGAAACAUGUUGUCGAUAUAGUUUCUUUUCUGAUGAAAGAUGUGAACAAUUUGAGUCAUGACUUUAUUGGCUUUCCAAUACGAACAUUUGUCUUUACGAUUUACCUUAUAUAUAUAUGGGACCACUGUCCGUAGUGAUAUAUAAGAUCAGUCCGAAUUAAUAAGCUACGUACAAUCUUUUUUUUUAUAAGCCCAUUUAUGACUUGCUUAAUAGUAAAUUGUUGUUUUAUUUUCUUAAUUUCAUAUCUCAUUGCGAUAAUGAGUAAUUGUGUUGUAAAUAAUCUAGAAAACAUUUUCGUUCGUGGUGGUAGUUCUUUACGUAACAUAUCAUGUUCUAUCGAGUAUGCGGAGUUUCUGUAUUUUAAAAUUGAUAAUUAUUUAUUCAAUUUACGCACAAAAUGGAGAAAACAAAAAAAGAAUCAAUGUCGAUCUUAUAUUCAAUCCAUUUCACAUUCUACUUCGAUGUGAUAAACGUCAUUUUCUAAUCUUCAUCUUUGCACACGUCAUUACACUUUACGAAACAGAUAAAUUUUAAAUAUUAUACAUAUGUAAUGUUUGAAUCCAUAGGAUAAUUUACAAUAACUAUCUUGUCAUA
Polistes dominula (European paper wasp) is the source of this 4156-nucleotide messenger RNA. RefSeq lists its product as uncharacterized. Lineage: Eukaryota; Metazoa; Arthropoda; Insecta; Hymenoptera; Vespidae. Gene Ontology annotation, cellular component: cytoplasmic vesicle membrane. The record is from RefSeq and is a predicted model, not a curated record.